This is a messenger RNA of Neomonachus schauinslandi (Hawaiian monk seal), 1790 nucleotides long. RefSeq names its product zinc finger protein 696 (gene ZNF696). Gene Ontology annotation, biological process: regulation of immune system process; regulation of cytokine production; negative regulation of transcription by RNA polymerase II. The record is from RefSeq and is a predicted model, not a curated record. NCBI's taxonomy places the organism in Eukaryota, Metazoa, Chordata, Mammalia, Carnivora, Phocidae. The coding region runs from base 106 to 1248 and encodes 380 amino acids. The transcript is spliced from 3 exons.
GGGACCGCGGCGCUUCCGGCGAACGGCGGGACUGCGGGUGUCCCCACUCCUGGUGCUUCUGCAAGGCACAGCAAGGAGAGCCCCAGGCCUGGGUCUCCAGACACCAUGGACAGGGCUACGCUGAUGGACACACACACAGCGGCCCUGGCACAGGCGGCAGGCGGCAGCCAGGCUUCUGGCUGUGCCGCUUCGGUGGCAGAGCGAGGGGCUCAGAGCACGGAGCCAACGCCAGAGCAGGGGGCUUUGGAAGAAGAAGGGGCCCGCGGAGGAGAGAGAGCGCUGGGCCCGUUUCAGGGGCCUCCCUGGGCACGGGGGCCUCCGGACGGCGGCGCGAGUGAGGAGGCUGGAGACAGGCCCGCAGGUUCCCCCGGGGUCCCAGUAGUUUCCGAGAGACCUGGAGGGCAGAAUGGCCUAGAGAGCAGCGGGUCCCGGUCCGAUGCCACGCUGCACGCUCGCUCUGCCGCGGGCGGGAGAGGGCCCCGCAAAGGGCGGCCUUAUCAGUGUGGCACCUGCGACCGGAGCUUCAGAUGCUACUCGGACGUGGCGAAGCAUCGGGGCAUUCACUCCGGGGCGAAGCCGUACGCGUGCGGCGACUGCGGGAAGGCCUUCCUCCACAGCUCGCACGCGCUCCGGCACCAGCGCGCCCACCACGGGGCGAAGCCGUACGCGUGCGGGGAGUGCGGGAGGGCCUUCAGCCAGAGCUCCAACCUCGUCAGGCACCGGCGAAUGCACACGGGCGAGAAGCCGUACGGAUGUGCUGAGUGCGGCAAGGCCUUCGGGCAGCGGUCGGAUGCCGCCAAGCACCGGAGGACGCACACGGGCGAGAGGCCGUACGCGUGCGGCGAGUGCGGAAGGGCCUUCCUCCACAGCUCCAAUGCGGCCCGGCACCAGCGCGCCCACCACGGCCAGAAGCCGUACGCGUGCGGCGAGUGCGGCCAGGCCUUCAGCCAGAGCUCCAACCUCCUCCAGCACCGGCGAGUGCACACGGGCGAGAAGCCCUUCGCCUGCCCCGAGUGCGGCCGCGCCUUCAGCCGCAGCUCCUUCCUCAGCGAGCACCGGCGCAUCCACAGCGGCGAGAAGCCGUACGCGUGCGGCGAGUGCGGCCGAGCCUUCAGGGCCCUGUCGGGCUUCUUCCGGCACCGGCGGGUCCACACCGGGGAGAAGCCUUUCCGCUGCACCGAGUGUGGCCGCACCUUCCGCCUGAGCUCGCACCUGAUCCAGCACCAGCGCAUCCACGGCACAGACUGAGCCCCCCGCGGGUGAACGGGCCAGGACGCGGUGGGCACAGCACCCAUGAAACUCCGGCCGCGCCUGGAGGGCUGUGUACUUCGUCCCACCAGCAUGAGGAGGAUGAGGGAGCAGCCUGGUGCUUUAAGUUCUUGCCAUGGGGAAGCCCCCAGUGCCUCCACGGCCCCCCUGCCCAGCAGUCGGAAGAGAAGGAGGAGUCUGAGGGAAGGCUGCUUUAUAGUGGGGAAUGCGGGCUUCCCCAAAGGAGGGAGAGCUGAGGAGGACGUGUAUCCACUGAAACUGAUUUCAUAUUCCUAACGCUUUGCUGAUGGAUAAUUCACGUAUAGUGAAGGGCAUGACCUUAAGGGCUGGGUUCUAUGAGAUUUGACAAAUAUAACCUGUUUUGACCUUUAGAACCACCAUGCUAUCAAGAUAACAGACUAUCUCCAUCGCCCCCUUAGCCUCAGAGGCAACCAGUGAUCUCGUUUCUGUCACUAUAGUUUUGCUUGUUCUAGAACUUUAUGUAAAUAGAAUGAUUUAACAUAUACUUUUUAUGUCUGACU